Aricia agestis (brown argus) is the source of this 1535-nucleotide messenger RNA. RefSeq names its product prolactin-releasing peptide receptor-like (gene NGR-A11). The transcript is spliced from 3 exons. Gene Ontology annotation, biological process: G protein-coupled receptor signaling pathway. The record is from RefSeq and is a predicted model, not a curated record. NCBI's taxonomy places the organism in Eukaryota, Metazoa, Arthropoda, Insecta, Lepidoptera, Lycaenidae. Gene Ontology annotation, cellular component: neuron projection; plasma membrane. Gene Ontology annotation, molecular function: neuropeptide binding; neuropeptide Y receptor activity. Bases 188 to 1498 code for a protein of 436 amino acids.
UUAUUUUCAGACGACACUGCAACUGGUGCCCAAGUGACUUCCGUUGGAGUGUUUCCAAAACUUUGAAUCGACUUUUUAAAUACAGCAAGAUGGACUGGCAGGAACACAGAACUCAGUUAUAGUAUGUUGUGUAUAGACAACAAAUUACGACCAUUUUGAAGCCAACAGCGAAAAUGCCAUAGCUGCUAUGCAUCUCAACAACACCUUCGUCGGGGGCGUCCUGAUCCUGAAGACCUUCACCGGGGAGUCAGUGGAAGUGAUCGACGAGCCGAAAUCGAAUCGGACCACCGAUAUCAUCGACGUCAAAUACGUUCAGAUCGCCUUCUGCUUCCUCUACACCAUCAUCUUCGUGCUCGGAGUCUUCGGAAAUGUCCUCGUGUGCUUCGUGGUGUUCCGCAACAGGGCCAUGCAGACCGUGACCAAUUUGUUCAUAACGAACCUCGCGUUAUCCGACAUCCUGCUAUGCGUGUUCGCCGUCCCGCUCACUCCCAUGUACACGUUCCUCGGACGAUGGGUCUUCGGCCGGCUGCUCUGUCACCUGAUGCCGUACGCGCAAGGCACGAGCGUCUACAUAUCGACGCUCACCCUGACCUCGAUUGCCAUAGAUAGAUUCUUCGUCAUCAUCUACCCGUUCCACCCGAGGAUGAAGCUGAACACGUGCAUCCUGAUCAUAAUCUUCAUUUGGGUGUUCUCGCUGGUGGUGACGUGCCCCUACGGCUUGUUCAUGGGCAUUCAGAUAACGAACAACAAGACGUACUGCGAGGAGAGCUGGCCCUCCGACAAGUCGAGGAAGAUCUUCGGCGUGUGCACGACCGUGCUACAAUUCCUAAUCCCAUUCCUCGUAAUAGCCGUCUGCUACACGUGCGUCAGCAUAAGAUUGAACGACCGAGCGCGCACGAAGCCCGGCGCCAAGAACUCCAGGAGGGAGGAAGCGGACCGAGAUAGAAAAAAGAGAACCAACAGAAUGCUGAUAUCGAUGGUGGCCAUUUUCGGUAUAUCCUGGCUGCCGCUGAACCUCAUAAACAUAUUCAACGACUUCUACGCGCAGAUGACGGAGUGGAACUAUUACUACGUGUCCUUCUUCCUCGCGCACUCGAUGGCGAUGGCGUCGACGUGCUACAACCCGUUCCUCUACGCGUGGCUCAACGACAACUUCAGGAAGGAGUUCAAGCAGGUGCUGCCUUUUUUCGAGUCGACCGGCGGCGUCCGGAACGGGUACAACUCCGGCCGGAUGCCGACGAACAAGGCCGACAAGGCAUGCAACGGGAACGAGACGAUCCAGGAGACGCUGCUGGCCUCCUCGUUCAACCGAGGGCCGUCAAUAAAGCAGCGAGUGCUGGAGAGCAGUGGCCGGAAGGACACCGUCGAAGUUGAGAACAUUCUAUUGGAGGACAAAACGCUCGCGACUUUUCGCACUAAAAACGACAACGUCAAUUUACAACUGAUAGACGAGGAGUCGCAGUUUAACGACGCCAACGAAAUAAAACCGUCUAUAUAAUUAUUCAACCAAAGGACGUCUAGGGAACUAGCUGUAC